This is a messenger RNA of Rhincodon typus (whale shark), 2896 nucleotides long. It is a transcript of the gene lysmd1, whose product is annotated as LysM, putative peptidoglycan-binding, domain containing 1. The transcript is spliced from 3 exons. The coding region runs from base 1692 to 2315 and encodes 207 amino acids. The record is from RefSeq and is a predicted model, not a curated record. NCBI's taxonomy places the organism in Eukaryota, Metazoa, Chordata, Chondrichthyes, Orectolobiformes, Rhincodontidae.
CCAGGCAACGUUGAGGAGGAAGCAAGGGGCUGACUUGGCGAUGGUGCGGACAUGAGGCUGUUGGGUCCCCGCGGGGUCCACUGGGACUUGGUGGUCUCUUGAGUGACCGUCUCCAAGGGGUAACGGUACCCAGGUUACAUGGGAUGGGCAACGUCACGGCAACGGCUUGUAACCCGGUUACGAAAGAUGGCACCACCAUGGCGACAGCUAGUCACCCAGGUUACAAAUUCUCCAGGGUGUCUCACCAUGGCAACCACUGGUUGCCAAGGAGGGGUGGGGUGUCACUGGUAUUACCCAGGAUACACAAGCCCACAUACAGGCACUGCCAUGGCAACCGCUGGUUACCCAGGUGACAUGUUGCCUGGGGGUCACCGCCACAGCAACCGCUGGUUAUCCAGGUCACAUGAUGUCUGGGGGAGUCACUGCCAUAGCAACCACUAGUUACCCAUAUCAUGUGGUGCCUGGGGUCACUGCUAUGGCAACCAUGGGUUACCUGGGUCACUGGCUGCCAAGGAGGUCACUGCCAUGGCGACCACAGGUUACCCACGUAACGACAUGCCCAGGGAUCACCAUCAUUGCAACUGCACAAAGUGGGCAGAUCCAGGGAAAUGGGUAAUGGGCAUCCAUUUGAGGAAGGGGCAGUUUCCCCCCGCCCUCUCCCUGGGUUACCAACCCUCAGCACGUUGAGCUGGCUCAGGUCGUCCCCUUCCCGUUUGAAAGCCAUGGCUGAAAAGGUAAGGAGGGGAGUCCUCUCCUGGGCUGGAGGCCUCUCUUGGGCUGGAGGCUCAUGGCCUUUACCGAGCGCAUCCCCCGGGAUUGUGGGGGCUGUAGUUCAUCAGACGCCCAUGAUAUCGGGGGAGAUGGGGCGCCUGGACUACAACCCCCGGAGUGCACCUGAAUCGCACGCCUGCCGGGGCACGGACAUCGCAAUGGUUUUCGGGAGCCGUAGUCUUUAAGGUGCCAGAUAGAACAGCAGGUAAGGUGCCAAAGAACUACAACUCCCAGAGGAGGCAGCGGCCCCGGUCGCGUUCUCCGCGCAAAUUUUGUUUCGCGUUGCAUUGCGGGGUAUGAAGUUCUCUAGGCGAUGAUUACAAUGAAGAGAUGGGGAUCCACGAACUACAAAGGCCAUAAGACACCGCGCAGCAAUGUCUGGUGCGGCUCCAACCAUCGAAAGAGGGAGAGGAGAGACCGCACCUGCGCGCAAUGCCAUCUGGACUUUGUAGUCCACCGCGGCCCAGGGCGCCAGAGGAGCGGAUGGGAAUUAACACUGGCCGUGAACUACAACGUCCAGGGGUACGAGAGGAGGCUCGUCAUAAAAGAUAACCAGCAGAACGGCAGGGAAAAAAUCCCAUCCGUCGGAUCUUCGCCAUAAUCAAAGUGAGGCUCUCGGAUGAAAAUAACAUUUUAGCGUGGCCUAUUUGUUUCCUUUUCUCCGGGGAGGGUGUGACUGUUGAUGGAGUGGAGAUGGGAGAUUCAAAAUGGCGACAGUAACUGUCAGCGGUUUGGACUUCAUAUCCCAGAAUGCCCUUCACACCCGAGGAUGCAUGCCGGGGGAUGUAGUCCCGCAGCCUGUAUGAGAGACAGGAAGCUGGUGGGACGGCUCGAAGGACAUCGGACUACAGGUCCCGGCGGGCAGUGCGCGAGCCGGAAGUCACACCGUCUCAGUUGUUGUUGUGGUCGUUGUGGGGUCGAUGGAGGCGGCUGAGGGCGGAGGUGCCGCCGCCGAGUGCGGGUCCCUGAGGGCGUCGGCCCGCGGCACCAGCCGCUCGUACGGCAGCACCGACAGAGGCCCCGCCGCCGGUCAGCGGCACCUGGAGCAUCGCCCGAUGCCCGGGGACACCCUUCAGGGGCUGGCCCUCAGAUACGGAGUGAGCACAGAACAGAUCAAGCGGGUGAAUCGACUGUACACUAACGACUCGAUCUUCCUGAAGGAAUGCCUGCGGAUCCCCAUCCCGAAGCAGGGGCCCCUGCAGAAUGGGAGCACGGUCCCAGAUGGAGCGCCGGGACAGUCCGAACCUGCCUUGGACCCGCUCAGCCCAGAGCUGUCACCGAUGGAAUUCCUGAAGAGGCUGGACUCCAAAAUUACCCAGUCCAAGGCAGGAGCUAUCCGCAAACUCAGUGAUGGAGCAGGCAGGCUGGAUGGGGCAGUGGACGGCGGUGCCGGUUCCCUUGUGGCUCGCGACUGUCACUCAGAGCGGCCCCCGGCAUCACGACACACCUCAGCGCAGAGGGCACGCCUGGGUCCCAUGUGCCUGACCAGAACCACCCGGGUCACCACCUUACGGGAGAUGGAGGACCAGAUCUUUGACCUUUGACACCCACCCGCUGGCCAGCUCGGGCCGUGGGUGUGAGCCUAUGGGACCUUGCCCAAAGCCAGGCCACGGUUUGGGUUCGAGCAGCACUGGACAAUGAGCUGCGAAGCUGCAAGGCCGCUCAAUUUCCUGGAAUUUGUGACUCUUUUUAACGACAGAAACAAGAAACUUACGGAAUCCAGCAGCCCUGCGUUGGCAUGGACGCACCUAUCCACAGUUCUCACCCACGGCUGACAUCGUGGAGCAGGAGAAAUUCUCUCAACAAAUGUGCGACUGCUGGAACUUUGGAGCAACUGAACAACUCUUCCAGAUGGCGGGGACAGGAAUUCCGAGUGUGCACUUAUCGCCACCCUGUCACGGGCCAGGCUGCACCUUCUCAAGUCUCGGAAAUCUGAUCAUCGAGGGAGCGGACUUUCGGAACGCAUGUUUACAAAUUGGUCGUGAUGCUCUGUCACGGUCUCUGAGGGACUCAGCCCUUUGCAGUCUCACACACUCUCCCCGUUGUUGUCUCUUGCUAUCUUGCUCACUGUCUCCCCCGCGCUCUCUCUCUCCCUGUCGCUCUCUCCCGCGCUCGCUGCCUCCAC